CGGAGAGGGUGGCCAAUGGUGUUCCAGGAUAUCCGUGACCGGAGUGACAUUCAAGCGCGGACGAAAAAGUUUUCCACCGACGAAUCGAAAAAGCUAGACAAUCGGCGACUGAAUCGAUACCGGGACGUGCUACCAUAUGACCAUUCCCGGGUCGCCUUGAAACGCGGAGAUGGCGACUACAUCAAUGCGAACCUAGUGAAGAUGGAACGGGCCGGGCGGAAGUAUAUCCUUUGCCAAGGACCGCUUCCUCACACGGUCGGACAUUUCUGGCUGAUGGUAUGGGAGCACGAUUCGCGAGCCAUUCUGAUGCUAAACAAGCUGAUCGAACAGACGACGGUCAAGUGCCAUCAGUACUGGCCAGCAAAGAUCGGCGAUAAGCACCGGCUGGAUCUAGCCGGGGUCCAGCUGUCGGUGGUGCAUUUAAAAUGCGUCGAAUACAAAAACUUUUGCAAAAGAACGUUUAGACUGACCGACAUGGAAUCGGGCAAAAGCCGUGAGGUUAUACAGUUCCAUUACACAACGUGGCCCGAUUUUGGCAUUCCGAGCUCGCCGGUGGCAUUCCUGCAGUUUCUAAAAGAGGUUCGCGAUUCCGGGACGCUCGAUCGCGACGUUGGCCCACCGAUCAUCCACUGCAGUGCGGGUAUCGGCCGUUCCGGAACAUUCUGCCUGGUGGACUGCUGUCUCGUGCUGGUCGAUAAAGAGGGAGAGGAUCACGUUUCGGUGCAAGACGUGCUGCUCGAGCUGCGGCAGUACCGAAUGGGGUUGAUCCAAACACCCGAUCAGCUGUACUUCUCAUACCAGGCCAUCAUCGAGGGAAUGAAGCGCAUGAAUAACUCCUCAUUUGAGGAGUUUGAGGAACUGUCGGUUGUGUCAUCGUGUAGCCAACCCAACAGCGACCAGGAAACGGAGGACAACGAGGACACUCCACCGCCGCUGCCACCGCCACGCACGCAUUCGCUCACGACUAAACCGCUGCCGGUGAUUCCGACAAGCGAAAGCGUCCAUGAGGACUUCCUCAUUGGCAGCAGCAACGGUGGCGAUCGGGACAAAGUGAACAACCUGGUGAACCUGGAGAAGAGCAAGCAAUUCGAGAUGAGUGACGACAACCAUCACCAUAAUCAUCACAAGAACCAUCAUCAUAAGCGAACCGGUAAUAACAACCACAGCAGCCACCAUCACCACCCGUACAGCAAUCGGCCACUGCCACCUGUAGCACGGGAUAGCUCGCUGUACAGGCUGACUGAACUAGAUAGCGAUGGCGUUGGUGGCGGUGUUGGCGAUGGUAGCAGCGACAGUGGCUCGAGCGAUUCCAACGCGAUCAGCAGCGAGGACGAGCUGAUCGAGGAGAAUGACAGCGACAUCGGCGAGGAUGAGGAUGAGCUGGAGGAGAGGAAUCGCGGCCUAGCAGGCAGAGACGUUCCGUCCGAAAACAGUGAUAACAUUAAAAGCUCCUUGCUUGACGAAAGCACCAACACGACAACGACAACGACGACUACGAACAGUACCAGCGGUACUGGCGGAUCAUCGACGGGCUUAUCCACUUCAACGUCGGUGUCCACUACGUCGUCCACCACGGCUAGUGCGGUCGGAUCCAACAACUCGACGUUGGAAUCCAAACGGGGCGAACCGAAGUCGUCUAGCGAAGGACAUCAGGCUUUCAACGCCAACUCGAGUCUGCCGCCGCUACCGAAUGGUGAGCUGGAUGAUGGCGACGAGAUGAUCUCCAGCCCCGAGCGAGAUUUGUCGCCGAACGCCGAACUGCGUCGCCGGAAACGCAUCGAGCGCCAGUCGGCAAUGGAAGAGAAGAUACGAGAGAUCAAGCGCAAGCGGAAGGAAGUGGAAAGCAAGGGUUCACCGAAAAAGCGCAGGAAACAAAAAGAAUCAGAAAAAUGA
Anopheles nili is the source of this 1893-nucleotide messenger RNA. It is a transcript of the gene Ptp61F, whose product is annotated as tyrosine-protein phosphatase non-receptor type 61F. NCBI's taxonomy places the organism in Eukaryota, Metazoa, Arthropoda, Insecta, Diptera, Culicidae. Gene Ontology annotation, molecular function: protein tyrosine phosphatase activity. The record is from RefSeq and is a predicted model, not a curated record. Gene Ontology annotation, biological process: protein dephosphorylation. Bases 16 to 1893 code for a protein of 625 amino acids. The transcript has 8 exons.